Carassius carassius (crucian carp) is the source of this 4902-nucleotide messenger RNA. Its product is annotated as TBC1 domain family member 9-like. Gene Ontology annotation, molecular function: calcium ion binding. NCBI's taxonomy places the organism in Eukaryota, Metazoa, Chordata, Actinopteri, Cypriniformes, Cyprinidae. The record is from RefSeq and is a predicted model, not a curated record. Bases 289 to 4011 code for a protein of 1240 amino acids. The transcript has 21 exons.
AUUUGUGGAGUGUGAGGUGUGCGCGAGUCUCAAGGAGCUCCAGGAGGACUGUGCAUAUUUAUAAAUGGACAUAUUUUAAUAUUUAUCCAUCUGCUCCGAUACAGUAAGUGUUAUAUUUGACUGACAAUUUAUAAUCUUGCAAUAUACACCCGACGAUUCUUCAAAGUGCGUCGCUUCCCUAAAUCGGCUGCGCGCUUCGACGCUUGGAUAAGCUGGAGGACAGCGACUCCACACUGGACCACGGAUCGAAGAUUUGAUUGAUGUCCUCGUGAGAAACCCGAGCUGAAGAUGUGGGUGAACCCUGAGGAGGUGUUGCUGGCCAGCGCGCUGUGGAUGACCGAGAGAGCGAAUCCUUACUUCAUCCUGCAGAAGAGAAAGGGCCACGGAGACGGCGGAGGAGGACUCGCAGGUCUGCUGGUUGGUACUCUUGACGUGGUGCUGGACUCGAGCGCCCGUGUGGCCCCGUACAGGAUCCUCUACCAGACCCCCGAUUCCCUGCUUUACUGGACCAUCGCCCACGGGAGCUCUCGUAAGGAGAUCACGGAGAACUGGGAAUGGCUGGAGCAGAAUCUGCUGCAGACGCUCUCCAUCUUCGAGAACGAGAACGACAUCACCACCUUCGUCAAGGGCAAAAUACAGGGCAUUAUAGCCGAAUACAACAAAAGCCAUGAUAUCAGAGAAGAUGAUGACACGGAUAAGUUUAAGGAGGCCAUCGCUAAGUUUCGCAAGCUCUUCGUCAUGCCGGAGGAGGAGAAGCUGGUCAAUUAUUACUCCUGCAGCUACUGGAAGGGCAAGGUGCCGCGGCAGGGCUGGCUGUACCUCAGCAUCAACCACCUCUGCUUUUACUCCUACCUGCUCGGGAAAGAGGCUAAGCUGGUGAUCCGCUGGGCCGACAUCACUCAGCUGGAGAAGAACGCCACGCUGCUGCUCCCAGACAUGGUGCGUGUCAGCACACGCUGCAGCGAGCACGUCUUCUCCGUCUUCCUCAACAUCAACGAGACCUUCAAACUCAUGGAGCAGCUCGCCAACAUAGCCAUGAGACAGCUGCUGGAAAACAAGGGCUUCGAGCAGGACCGCUCUCUGCCCAAACUCAAGAAGAAGUCGCCCAAGAAAGUGUCAGCCCUCAAAAGGGACUUGGAUGCCAGGGCUAAAAGUGAGCGAUACCGGGCACUUUUCCGCCUGCCGAAAGACGAGAAAUUGGACGGCCACACAGACUGCACACUGUGGACCCCCUUUAACAAGAUGCACAUCCUUGGACAGAUGUUCGUCUCCACUAAUUACAUCUGCUUCACCAGUAAAGAGGAGACCACCUGCGGUCUGAUUAUCCCACUCAGAGAGGUGACCAUCGUCGAGAAAGCCGAUAGCUGUAACGUCCUUCCCAGCCCCUUGUCAAUCAGCACCAAAAACAAAAUGACCUUCCUUUUUGCCAACCUCAAAGACCGGGACUUCCUGGUGCAGAGGAUCUCAGACUUCCUGCAGCAGACCACCUCCAAAAUCUACUUUGAGCGGGAAAUCACAAGCAGCCUCAGCAGCUCAGACGACGAGGUGUACUCCUGCAGUCCGCAGCGCAGCGUCCUCAGCUCUGAGGGAGACAGUGACAGACAGUUCAAUCUCAAUGAGAGCAGGGUUCCCACUGCAACACAGGCCCUGAUGACCAUGUACCGCCGGCGCUCCCCGGAGGAAUUCAACCCCAAACUGGCUAAAGAGUUUCUGAAGGAGCAGGCCUGGAAGAAUCACUUCAGCGAAUAUGGCCAGGGAGUGUGUAUGUAUCGCACAGAGAAGACCAGAGAGCUGGUGCUGCAGGGCAUCCCAGACAACAUGAGAGGAGAGCUCUGGCUCCUGUUUUCUGGGGCGAUUAACGAGAUGGCCACUCAUCCUGGUUAUUAUGAGGAUCUGGUGGAGAAGUCGAUGGGGAAAUAUAAUCUGGCCACCGAGGAGAUCGAGAGAGACCUGCACCGCUCUCUUCCAGAGCACCCGGCCUUUCAGAACGAGAUGGGCAUCGCUGCCCUGCGUCGAGUCCUCACUGCGUACGCCUUCCGCAACCCCAACAUCGGCUACUGCCAGGCCAUGAACAUCGUGACCUCCGUCCUGCUGCUGUACGCUAAAGAGGAAGAGGCCUUCUGGCUGCUGGUGGCCUUAUGUGAGCGCAUGCUUCCCGACUACUACAACACCAGAGUCGUGGGUGCUCUGGUGGACCAGGGUGUGUUCGAGGAGCUGGCUCACGUCUACGUUCCUCAGCUGUACGACUGCAUGCAGGCUCUGAGUGUCAUCUCCACCAUCUCUCUGUCCUGGUUCCUCACGCUCUUCCUGUCCGUCAUGCCCUUCGAGAGCGCCGUGGUGGUGGUCGACUGCUUCUUCUACGAGGGCAUCAAGGUCAUCUUCCAGCUAGCGCUGUCGGUGCUCGACGCUAACAUCCAUCAGCUGCUGAGCUGCAAAGAUGACGGAGAAGCCAUGACCAUCCUGGGCAGGUAUCUGGACAGCGUGACUAAUAGGGACAGCACUCUUCCGCCAAUCCCUCAUCUUCACUCUCUCCUGACGGAUAACAGGGAUCCGCAUCCUGAGGUGGACAUCUUCAAACUCGUGCGCAUCUCCUACGAGAAGUUCGGCUCUAUCCGGGCGGAUGUGAUUGAGCAGAUGCGUUUCAAACAGAGGCUGAGAGUGAUCCAGGCCAUCGAGGACACCACCAAACGCAAUGUGGUGCAGACCAUCGUGACGGAGACGCCCUUCAGCAUCGAUGAGCUGGAGGAGCUUUAUACUCUCUUUAAGGCUGAGCACCUGACCAGCUGUUACUGGGGCAGCACCAGUGACCCCAGUAGCCGUCACGACCCGAGCCUGCCGUACCUGGAGCAGUACCGCAUCGAUCUGGAGCAGUUCAAAGUGCUGUUUGCGCUGCUCUGCCCCUGGGCCGGUGGCACACACACAGACGACCUGGCCCUGCGCGUCUUCCGUCUGCUCGACCACAACGCAGACGCACUCAUUAACUUCAGAGAGUUCAUCAGCGGCCUCAGUGUCCUGUGUCACGGUGACCUGAUGGAAAAACUCACAUUUCUGUACAAGAUUCACAUACUUCCAGAGUUGCACCAUGAGCAGGAGGAGCCCGACUCGGCGUGUGAAGCUAUGCAGUAUUUUUUUGAGGACAUCGCCCCAGAGACUUCCAGCGGCCUCGACCAAAAGAACAGAGCCGAGAAGCACGAUGGUUUUGUCACUUUUAAAAGUGAAAAAGUUAAGAAAACGCACGCUCCAGAUUACCGGAUGUACCUGCGCCUGUGGAACCAGGAGACCAAAGCAAAGUUAGACAACAUGAGGGAUCUGCCCAAACUCAACCAGAGUCAGUUCAUCGAGCUGUGCAAGACUCUCUAUAACAUGUUCAGCGAAGACCCCAACGAGCAGGAGCUGUAUCACGCCACGGCUACAGUCACCAGCCUGCUGCUGGAGAUGGGAGAGGUGGGCAAGCUCUUCUGCAGUCCCGCUCACAAGGACGAGGACGACCGCAGCCCAGCAUGCAGGAGCAAGCAGGAGCGAGCGCGCCGCAAAACUUGCGAUGGAGAGACAAACUCCUGCGUCACGGGUCCGUUAGAGGACAUCAAACUGGAGGACUCGUCGCCCAAAGACACGGCCACGUCCUCCGCCAUGCUCAUCUCAGACGACGAGACCAAAGACGACACGUCCAUGUCCUCCUACUCCGUCCUGAGCGCCGGCUCCCAUGAGCUGGACGAUAAGCUUCAGUUCGAGGACAUCGCAGAGGACACCGUGCUCAUACGCAACGGUGAGCCGUACACUGGCGCGGGGCAUCAUGGGAAAGCAGGUUUACCUCACAGCGCCAGCGUCGAUAAGGACUGGGCCAUCACUUUCUUGCAGUUCCUGGCCUCGGUGCUCACCGAACAAGCCCUGGUGCACUACUUUGAGAAGCCUGUGGAGAUCGCCGCGCGAAUAACCAACGCCAAGAACAUUCGCAAGGUGGGACACCAACACAUGUCCUUAAGUGACUAUGAGAUCUCGCUGUCAGGCUAACGUGCUAAACUAAAAACUAUUACCUCUGCGUUCAAAACUCUGAUUCGGGGUUGAAGGAGUAGCUAUCCAAAAAUUCACAUUUGAGCAUCAUUUACUCACUUCUAUGUUCCAAACCUGACUGGCAGUAAUUUUUCGUGAAAAGUCAAUGUUAGUUUUUCCAUACAAUGAAAGUGGAAGAUGACCUUCUCAGUUGAGCUAAAAAAAAAAAAAAAAAUGACGACAAGAACCAUAAAAAAUAGACUAUAUAGUGAGUUUUCUAAAGGCAUAUGCUAGUAAAUAACAAUUGAAAGUUCAGUAUGUUUCUCUCACAAAAACCUAUUUUAUGACUUUUUAAUAAUCAUAAUAGCCACUUUUAUGAUGUUUCAUUGUAAUUUUUGGAGCUUGAAAUAUUAUAUGCACACAGAAAACCCUGAUUGGUGUAGUGUCACUGUUUCUAACAGUAAAUAUAAAUAUGAAAUUACACAAUAUAGAUUUAUGCACUAUUUAUGUUUGCUUAAGCCAUACGCUAGCAAAUAAUGACUUAGAUAUCAGUGUGUUUCUCAUACAAACCUAUUUUAUGACUUAAGAUGUUUAUUGGUAAGUUAUAUGAUAUAAAUCUCCAUUCUCCAUUGUAUGGAAAUGAGCAGCCUGGGCAUUCGUCUAAAUUUCUCCUUUUGCCUUCUACCUUGAGAAAUAACCUCAUACAGGUUUGGAACGACACGAAGGUCAGCAAAUGAUGACAGAUCUUUUGUUUUUGGUGAGCUGUCCCUUUAACUAAACCUAAUUUGAUCUCCUCUUAAAUCAGCGUGAAGCUUCAAAGGCUUGAUGUUUGCGUGAGCUCGUUAGGGAACGGACAGUAACGAGUUUUCCCGGAGGCUGCUCUUUGAUCCGAUGACAGAGGGACCGUGAUGU